Molecule: messenger RNA, 1340 nt
Organism: Alternaria alternata
Lineage: Eukaryota; Fungi; Ascomycota; Dothideomycetes; Pleosporales; Pleosporaceae
Product: Sm-like ribonucleo protein
Exons: 5
Coding region: 127-951 (274 amino acids)
Biological process (GO): mRNA splicing, via spliceosome
Cellular component (GO): catalytic step 2 spliceosome; cytoplasm; U5 snRNP
Molecular function (GO): RNA binding
Source: RefSeq, a predicted model, not a curated record
GAGCAAUUGGCGAUGGUGGUGCGGUGCGUACCAUGGUGAUGACUGCGGAGGUUAGUAGUCGUUGGGUGGGUUGUCGUGUCGCUGGUGUUGAAGUCGCGGUAAAAUGAUUUUGGCACCUGGGAGCGGAUGUGUGCGAAGCGAGCCAAGCCCGCCGUGCACGUGCCAGGCCGCGAUGCGGUAGCUACGAACUCUUUGAUCGCGAACAAACAGCUCUAUACGCCCCGCCCAUUGCCAACGUCGAGGGGACAAUCUCUCCAUACUCUUACCCACCCGUCUUCUGAGCUUCCAGUCGUCCUCGGACGCGCACUACCAAUCAUGUCUGGCGCCGCAAACCGACAGGGAAAGAUGCAAAAUCUAAUCAACUACCGCAUGAAAGUUACUCUGCAGGAUGGCAGACAAAUGGUCGGGCAGAUGCUCGCAUUCGACAAGCACAUGAACCUCGUUCUCGCCGACACAGAAGAGUUCCGACGCACACGAAGAAGGGGCAAGGCCGCACCCGGCGCAACCCAGCAAGUCACCGAGACUGAAGAGCGACGCGCAAUUGGACUUACCAUCAUUCGUGGCGCGCAUGUAAUCUCGUUAUCUGUCGACGGACCACCGCCUGCAGACCCUGCCGCGCGACUUGGCGCGAGCGCUGGAGGACCAUCUACUGCUGCCGCGCUGGCUGCAGGACCCGGUGUUGCUCGUCCUGCCGGACGUGGUCUCCCAGUCGGUCUUACUGGGCCAGCUCCUGGUGUUGGAGGCCCCGGCCCUGGGUUCGGAGGCGGUUUCCCAGGCGCACCUGGAGGCUUCGGAGGCCCGCCUGGCUUCCCUGGUCGUGGCGGCCCUCCAGGUGGACCACCUGGAUUCCCUCCCGCUGGUGGACCUCCCGGAUUCGGAGCACCACCAGGCUUCGGUGGACCGCCCGGCUUCCCUGGUCGUGGUGGACCUCCUGGUUUCGGUGGCAGAUAAAAGGACAAUGAACGAUCAUAAUGAAAUAUCGCUAGAAAGAUUUGGCAUUGGACCAUCGAACACGGCGCGUGCCCAUACCACACAUCUCAGGAGAUACCUUGGAAGAGGACCAAACUCACGUCCAACACGUCGCAAGGGACUGCGUAUCCCUAAAUUGCGUUACAAUCAGCGAUUGUGAGGAGCACCGGCAGAGCGAGAUACCAAGUUCAAAAGUGUACUGAGAUUUGGUUGAGGAACAGGAAAUAUACCACUGGCUUAAAUGCAUUCACAAGAAACAGUCGCAUCAUUUCACCAUAAGACAUGACUGUAGCUCCAAUCAUCCAAGUCCAAAUGUACCCAUAUCUUGAGUGUCUGUCAUAGUGAGAUGAAUGAGUCCCUAGCUUCAUACC